Molecule: messenger RNA, 1067 nt
Organism: Podospora pseudopauciseta
Lineage: Eukaryota; Fungi; Ascomycota; Sordariomycetes; Sordariales; Podosporaceae
Exons: 2
Coding region: 515-961 (148 amino acids)
Source: RefSeq, a predicted model, not a curated record
CUUCCGAUAUCUCCCGCAAUGCGAUGUUCUCCCAUGACAAGAUGGCUUAAGGUCUGAAUACUGUCCGAGAAAGCAGUCGGCUUACCCGACUUCAUCCGGCCUGCUGUCUGCCCAACUGCUGAUCCCCUCUCAGCCCUGCCAUUACCCCCCCUGACAAGUCCGUCUUGGCCUGGGGUAAGUGGGGCUGUGCUCUGGUAUAAGUGAAGCUGGCGUGGCUGGAUACGAAAUACGGCCAACUUCGUCCUAGCAUACCUCCUGGUUAUGAGGACGUGCGGUAUAUUCAUUGGCUUGAAAGAGGCCCAAAGCCUUGCCAUGGCGAUGACAUAUUGGGCAGACAGGAGACGGGAGUCUGCCAGUUGUUCCUGUGGCAGCUUCUUUUUGGCAGAGCUCAAAAGUGCAUAUAACGAGUCUAUGUCCAUGUUUCUUUGCUAUAGGUAGCUAUCAUUCAACCAUCCCGAGACAAUAGAACAAUCUGAGUCCAUAUUUCGAGUUCCAGCCAAACUCUAACACCAAGAUGUCCUCCUCCACCAAACCCCAAAACCAACAAGCAGACAUUCCUGCCUCCAUCCAGGACCUCCACUGCUUCACCGAAACCAACGGCGUCAUCACAACAACCAUGUUCGACGUCCCCGGCUACCGUGUCGUCAAAGUCCUAGGCGCAGUUUACGGCAUUACUGUCCGUUCUCGGAACUGGGCGGCAGGCAUGUCGAUGGUGCUGAAGAGCGUUGUGGGUGGUGAGCUCAAGUGGUUUACCAACCUGCUCUACUCGGCCAGAAACGACGCCAUCUCCCGCAUCGUAGCCGAGACCCAAAGCAGAGGCGGCAACGCCGUCAUCGCCCUCAGAUUCGAUGCCGGUGACAUGGGCGGGUUUGCCCAAGUGUGCGCGUAUGGAACUGCUGCGGUUAUCGAAAAAAUCGACCAGAGCGUCGAGACCCAUCCGCAACUGAUUCGGACAUCUUGAGUUCCAACUAGGAGAUUGGCGGUGGAGAGGAAGGAGUUAAUCUGUUUCUAUUCAUGAUGCCUCAUAUUGUAACGUUAAAGAAUAGUCAUGUACCAAAACGCCGAUC